This is a messenger RNA of Exserohilum turcica Et28A, 1284 nucleotides long. RefSeq lists its product as uncharacterized. Gene Ontology annotation, cellular component: Golgi membrane. Gene Ontology annotation, molecular function: glycosyltransferase activity. The transcript has a single exon. The record is from RefSeq and is a predicted model, not a curated record. Bases 1 to 1284 code for a protein of 427 amino acids. Gene Ontology annotation, biological process: GPI anchor biosynthetic process. NCBI's taxonomy places the organism in Eukaryota, Fungi, Ascomycota, Dothideomycetes, Pleosporales, Pleosporaceae.
AUGCCUUCGUUCCAACUCGCCAUCAUCACUGCUAUCGUGCUGAGUUUCACUUUGCUCUACACCAUCUGCUCACUAUCUGCGCGCGACCCCACAUCCAUCUUUUUCGAUGCCAGCAAAGCCUAUACCCCCCGAUACUCUGCUCUCCGGUCCCAACAGGCCAAAGCCCACGUUUCGACCUACAACUCGACUUUCAGCCCUGAAUACGUCACUGAGAAACACAUUGGGAAGAAGCUGUGUGUUGGUAUACCCUCUGUUGCGCGCCAGGGUCCACAAUACCUGCCUGGAGCCGUGGGCUCUUUGUUAAACGGCUUAACAGCACACGAGAGAGAAGAAAUCUAUCUCAUGGUUUUCAUCCCACACUCGGAUCCUGCAACCCACCCAGCUUAUGGGGAGCCAUGGCUAUCCAAGCUGACCGAUCGCAUUCUCACGUACGAAGAACUGAACACCCAAGACAUGAACCACGUUCGCACAAUGGAGACCAAAGGAGGCAUGUUCGAAGAAAAAGGACUGUACGACUACUCGUAUAUACUGUCCAAAUGCGCCGAGCGUAACACACCGUAUAUUGUCAUUCUUGAAGACGACGUCAUCGCAAUGGACGGAUGGUACCAUCGUACUGUCAACGCACUGCAGGACGCUGAAGAGCAAUCUACGCAGCGUGAAAAGCCUUUCCUGUAUCUCCGCCUAUUCUACACUGAAGCGUUUCUGGGGUGGAACUCGGAAGACUGGAAAACAUAUCUCUUCUACUCGCUCUGCUUCGCCGCCAUGCCGGCAGCUGUUGUAUCAUUCUUACGUGCUACAUCACUUCCGGGGCUGCUCAACAAACAUACCUGGCCAACAGAGGCACGUACCGGUUACCGUCGCUUGGUAUUAACAUUCUACGCCCUCAUGGCAGCAGCGAUACUUUUGUUCUUCGCCCUCGGACGAAUGACUGUCCUACCACUCCCUACUGGCGUCCACGAGAUGCCUCGAUUUGGCUGUUGCAGUCAAGCCUUUGUAUUCCCCAGGCAGAAAGCUCUCGACUUGAUCUCAUAUUUUGCCCAGACGAAGACAGGCUAUGUCGAUGUCUUAACGGAGCGCUAUGCGGACACAAGAGGCGAGUUGAGGUAUGCUGUCACGCCAAGCGUAUUCCAGCAUGUGGGUACGACAAGCAGCAAGAUGGGAGAGUAUGGGCCCAUAUUCAAGCAGAAAACAUGGAGUUUUGGGUUUGAGGAAUACGAAGCAAAUGAGUUGAGGAAAGAACAUGAGGCUGCAGGGUCGUGGUUAGAUGGUAUGGGGGAAGUUUGA